AACAAAACUUCCCUAGAAAAUGGGUAAAAUUCAGAAGCUGUUUCAUGAUUUUUUUUAAAAGAAGAAUAGAAUAACAAAUGCUCCUAAAAUGCAUAAUUUAUCCUCGUGAAACAACGAUCCGUCAUUCCUGUUAUAUUGUCGUUAACAUGUUGAAAUUCUAUCUUGUCCAAUGAUUUAAUCUUUUUACGCAUUAGUUCGCGCUCUAAUCUUGAUUGUAGAUUAGAUGUACAGGAUAUUAGCACAAGGGGGGUUGUAUUUUAUGUUUGGGGGCUGUUUGGUUACAUGUACACAAUAUAGUGCUGCUAACUUCGUAAUGUAUUUUCUGUUUGAACAAAAAACUUUAAUAAAGAAACUACAUUCUGGUAGCUCGCUAUUUCAUUAACCGUCCGUUCAUGUUUGCGAUUAUUAUUUCGUGCGAUUAUUUUGAAAGAUUAUUAUUCUUUUUGUUUUGUAUGCUGAUAUUCCGUGUAAUAACAGUUUUGACAGUUCGUGUGCAUGAUGCACAGUGUUCGGCACGGUAAGAAAUCAUGCCAUAACAGUAGCAAAGGAAAAGUUUUUACCAUCAAACGAAGCAUAUUUCUUAUAACAAAUGAAGGAAAGUUGCAUUUGUUCAUAAAGUUUAUAUCAACGUACAUUCGUGUGAUGCUAAAAUCACAGUAGAAACACAAUAGAAACAAUUAGAAAAAGGCGCGCAGUUUUAACUAUCGAACUCGGAUAGUAUAAACGCGCACGGUUAUCUCACUUCCCCUCCACCGUAUCCCCUAACCGUUACGCUGGUAUGCGUGUGUGUGGUGUACGAGGUUGGAUUCAGAGUAAUCACGACACUGCAGACAGAAGUAUUUUAAAGCGGGCGAAUGGAGAAGAACGCCUGAAAUAUGUGAAAAUUUCAGCUUAAAGUUGUCCAUAGCAAGCCGUGCUAGUGGACUGGCAGAUUCGUGUGUUACGAGAUCAGCGCUGCAACGUACGGGCAUAGAAGACAUAAGCAAAGCGAAACGAAACACGGCUUAUCCGCGUAUACGUAUAUACGUGUACGUGUGCGAUAUAUAUAGACACACAACGACAAGCGUAUCUUCUUCAGUCACCAUCUUGGAUUCAGGCUACCAGUGUUAGGAGCUGCCUAGCCCGACCGGAACACCCAGCUCACCGUUUCUUGUGUUGUUUUCCCCAAAAACCCGCAUCUCUUCCCCCAGGCACAUUCAUAAUAUGGCUGUGUUUCUGAUAAAUGUAUGCAAGUUCAACGGUUGUGAGAAGAUUUUCCCAAGCUUGACUGAUUUAAUACACCACAUAGAGAACACCCAUAUAGAUGACUCCCAGGCGCCUGAGGUAACGGAAAAGACACAGCCAACAUGUCUUCCACUCAGCUACGUUCUGCGCUUCGUAACUGAUAACACCCGCCGGGAUGGUGUUGCCGCACCAGUGGCCGUCUCCUCCAAUGGCACAGAUAGAAAUAAUCCCACCCUGGCCAACAGUACUGGGCUGCGUUUGACCAACGCAGCCGCCUCAAUCAACCAAACGUCAGACCACGGGCAUGGUACUGCGGCAACCAAUUCCAGCACCAUUGCCAACGGUGGCAACAGUGGCGGUAGCAUUGUUGCGACCGCCACCACGAACGGAUGCACCGCCGACCAAAACGGUACGGUACCGUCCGGUGGUAAUGGUAGCUACAGUGGUGGACCGGAGUCGAUCAAAAAUCAACUCAACCAACAAACGGUUGGCUCAACCGAUCUCAAGCGCAAAAUUGCCAUCAAACAUCACAGCUACAGCAUAUCGGCAUCGAACCGUAGCACAACGCCAACAGGAAGCGAAAUGGAUGACGAUGAGAUGAUGGUGUCCGAAUCCGAGGACAGCAACGAUUCCUGGACAACGGAGGAGUUCAGCUCAGAGUUUAUCAUGCGCUACGGAAGCCGACGCCAUUCUGCAUCCGGGGGUGGUGGUGGUAUUAAUACUUCGAACGAAAAACCGUUCGCCUGUCCGGUGCCGGGCUGCAAAAAGCGCUACAAAAAUGUCAACGGCAUCAAGUACCAUUCGAAGAAUGGUCACAAAAAAGACGGAAAUCGGGUCCGUAAAGCCUUUAAGUGUUACUGUGGAAAGAGCUACAAAACGGCACAGCGGUUGAAGAAUCACAACAUGCUGGUACAUGCAGCGACCCGGAAUGGGUCCCCGGUCGAUGGGACGAAUCUGGCCGCGGUACCGCUUACCUCGCCGGCCCUUCCGUCUGCCACAUUGAUCUCGACCCCGGUCAAAUCUCCUCCGCUGAGCAACGGUAGCAUCAGCCCGACGAUUAGCAUCACCGCUAGCCCCUCGCUGACCGCUAGCACCGGUGCUGUCAUACCAUCUAGUCAAAUCGGUACAAACGCAACCAAUACUAACGCUACGUGUACUAGUCCAUCCACAGUUACUAUAACGCAGGUAACCCACAAGGUGCCGCGUGCGUUCGUACUGUCGGCUAACAGUGCCACCGCAACCACACCGAUGCCGGUCAGUGCGGCUGCGACGGUCGUUACCGCUACCGCGGUCGCUGCCUCACCCGUCACAACCGCCAACGUAUUUCCCGUGUCGUCCCCCGCCAGUGCGAAUAUUUCGGCCAGCGUGUCAGCGAUCUCGGCCGUAUCGCCGAUCUCGUCCAAUACCGUCUCGUCCGGUAUUAGUACGGCCGUGUCGCCGAUCUCGUCUAGCACCAUCUCGAUCGUGUCGCCGAUCUCGUCUAGUAGCAUCUCGGCCGGUGUGUCGCCGGUAAACAUUAAGUACGACAAUCUCGGCAUCCUAACGCCAGCCACAUCGCCGAAACUGAUCGCCGCAAACCUCUGCCAGGAGGUAAAUCCACCACUGCAGCUACAGUCAACUGCCGGUACCGGUAUUGGUGUUGGUGGUGGCAACGGAACAGCCGGUACCACCACCGUUCUCGGUGGUUUGUCACUAAAAACCGUCAACGGUAAUGUUACCGUACGAAGUGGCGGUAAUGGUACCGCAGGUAGUGGCGGCGGCGGCGGCGGUGGUGGUGGUGGUAAUCCUACCAGUGAGCUGGUUAACACCGGCGGUGGUAACGUUGGGAUUGCCCUGGUCGUAUCAUCCUCCAACGUUGGGAUGGAGACGAAGCUAAACGCUACCGGUUGUAAUAAUAAGAACGCAGUGCUCUCGGCGUCGGUCACGGCUGGCCAACAAUACGCCGAAGAGACGUAGCCGAUACUUAAGAAUUUACUGUUGCGAAAGUAUUGACUGGCUAGAAGGGUACCUGUUCUACUAGUUUUUAACCUUUAAAAAAAAUACCGCACAGCUGCUGAUACUUCCACAUAUUUAAUAACACAAAACACAACAAGAGGAAACAACAAACAUAAAGCGGGAAGAACCACCCGGGGCAUAGAAAGCAGCACGCAAAAACCCAUCUAAUGAGCGUAGCGCAUAGUUUUAGGGCACAUAUUAGAAUGUUUGCUCGCUUUGCAAACAAACCCGUACGCGGAACGCGUCGUUUUGCGGAGAAGCACCAAAACGAAACGAACUAAAUGUGGAAGCUAAACGAUUUAUUUUACAUGUGCUGCUGGGAUACAUAUUUCAUUUUGAUAUAGUUUUUUUAACAGCUCACCUUUCCCGGUCUGUCUGAAAGACGUUGAAAAAUUAGUUCGUUCGAAUGUAUUUAGAUUUUUAUUAUUAUUUUAAACUUUUGUUUUUGUUUAUUAACAAUCAAGCAAACAUCGCUGACCAUAAUUUUGGGUGAAGCAAAUCAGUAGAGAUCAACCUUCGUUCCAUUUACAUUUUUUUUUUCACUUUCCCUAUAAAAGAAGAGGGAAAACAUAUACCAAAAGAAAACAAAAAAACAACUAAAAGAGAAUGUCGUCUGCAUAUUAUUUAAGUUUCAUACAAUAUUUAAAAAAGCCUCUACAAAGAUAUUAAUGAAGUGGACGCGAUUUAAAAGGAAAAAAAGUAGUUUAUAUGUUUUGUUUGUUUUUCAUAAGCAUUCAGGUCCUAAUUAGGUGAUAUUGCGGCGCCCCCCCAGGUUGCGUCGCACGCGUUCCGUUAGAAAGAUUCCUUUAAAGCGUAGUCAAGCCGUUUGAGGGUAAAUUAACUGAAACUAUAACCUCUUAUUCUUAUUAUUAUUAUUAUUUUUUGCGGCUAGUAAGAAACACUUUAAGUGUCGAUUUAUUUAUUUAUCUUUUCUCGUUUCUUUUUUUUGUUGUUGUCACAACCCACGCGGGUGUGCAUCAGUCAGAUGCAGCUAAGUAGCAAAAAGGUGUGGGUGGCACCUCGUAUACCACCCAUCAGCCCACCAUACCAACAUCACAUUACCUAGGCUAGUGCGGAAGAACAAGGUGAAAACAAGCUGUUUUUAAGGGAGGAAUAGCAGAAGCGCGCGUGCGCCCCGCGACCAUGGUGUGAAUGGAAGGUGGUCGAUUUAUUUUUCUUAUACUUUAUAACUUCAGCUGUUUUAAUUGUUGGCAGUGAUUUCUUUUUUUUUAGUAUAAAAUCUGUUUGUCGAAAUUAUUACAUUUUUUUUUGCUUUUACUUCUGACACUGAUGUGUAAUAUAUAUAUAUGCACAUGUAAAUUGGUUUUACGUUACUGUUUCACAACGCGUGCAAUAGCAAGUGGUUACCGGUUUUUUUGUUGUUGGAUUGUGUCCCAGAUACAUGCCCCAAAAAUCCCCAAACCAUGCAAAAUGAAAAUGAAACAUUAGCUCCACGUGGUUUAGUAGCACCGUUUCCUUAUAUUUUUGUUUUUCAUUUCUCGCCCCCCCUUAUAUGUAUGCUUAAGUUAUGAAAAUAUUUACAACUAUAUAUUGUUGAUGGAUAAGGAGAGUGUGUAUAGUAGUGUAUUUGCAAAAAAAAAGGUAAAGUAGUCACGGUACGGUAGAAGAAGGUGACACCCAGGUGGGGAAGCGAUAUAAAACAGUUAGCCAAGAAAGUGUGAGGAUUGGUGGGAGGGGAAUUACAUAUUAAAUUAAAUUAAACCAAUUACACACCCCUUUAUUCCCCCUACCCACCAAUGCUGAAAAAGGGGGUGAAAAUUCCUUCUCACUUUCUAUAAUGUAAGCAUCAUAACUUAGGUAAGAGAGAGGGCGAGAGAUAUUGAGUGUGAGGAGAGGUUUACAAACGGAUCUCAGAAUGAUUGUUUUUUUUUGUUUUUCGUCGUUUAAAUCUUCUGAUUAUGUGAGCUUCCUAUAUGCACCAAAACUCAUCUUAACAGUAGUUAUGUUAGCUUUCGCGUCAAGAGUUCUGCGUUGAGUCCGUCAGGUUAUAAAGGUGCAUGUCCUGUAUAGCUAUAACGAAACCCGUCUCUAAAAACCCACGCACGCACUGUAUUGUUCCUGUUAGCGCGCUUCUGUUCUGCAUUGGCUCUAUCUAUCGUUCGGGCUGAUAAUAAGGGUCUGUCUGGCCGUCCUUUACAGGCAAUGCCUCUUAUAAAGCUGUGACUUGAUUUAUUUUCCUAUAGCCUAUAUAGUCUAUCAUUGGCCUGGUUGUGUUAAGUCGUGGCGUCUACCGACUAGACUAAACUUUUCAUUUCGCUAACAAUGCUUACACACACACUAACGCAAUUCGUUCGAGCUACCUAACCUAACAGGGAGGGCCGGAAAAAAGGACACACGAUUACGUCACUUAGCGGAAGUGAUCUUUUCAUCCCUUUUAUCCAAGGUUUCUCUUUUGUUUUCAAAAAAAAAAAAAUUAACCAAAUUAACCGCCAUCAAGAGACUAUUUGAAAUGGUUUACAUUUGCUGUGAUUUCUUUUUUUCCCUCUCAUUUGCUUUUCAUCUUUACAUCAUCUUAUAAAUAUAAUUACAUGCACACUUAUACAUAAUUUAACAAGUUUUUCCCCCCCUUUCAAACACGCGAGUUUAGUUUGAAACAGUCGAGAACGUUGCAAAAAAAAUCAUUUAAACAGAAUAAUAUUGUUUUGCUGUAUGUAUCUUCCCUGCUUCCCGUGUACUGUUCAGUAAAAAAACAAACAAACAAGAAAACUAAACGAAAAACAAGCCAUAAUUAAUCAUAGCAAAUCGCCCAUAAAUGUUUAAGUAAUGGGGAUGUGGAAAACAGAAAGGAUAUACAUAAGCGGUACGCUUUUGCAGUUCAGUAGGCUUAUUAGGGGCACAUUUUAUCUGUCGAUUGAGCACUCACACAAAUCGAGCAAGAUUAGUUUUUAGCAAAUGGAGCAAAGCGUUUUUAGUUUUAGUUUUUUUUUUAGCAAUGUAUAGUAAACCCAUCAUGCCUCAUUCUUCCUUUUUUUCCUUUUACUUAAAAACAUCUAUAAAAAAUGGAACAAAAAUAAGACUUAAAACCAGAAAUUUAAACCACGGGGCAAAACACACUCCGCCGGGGGGGAGGCUAGUGUGCAUCGACAUAAUAUACGCUUGCAAAACAAAAAGUAUGCGGGUUCGUGUUCUUGCGCGUAUUUAAGUCACACAGCGAUCACUAUCCUAAUUUGGCAGAAAAAAGGACAUACACUAUAUUAUAGCAAAGCAUACAAAAACUCGCAGGAAAAGAUAAGCUUUUAUUCUUCGAGAGUGCGGGUGUGUGUGUGUUACAAUGCAAACAAGGACAUCUGCUCCCCGGGUGUGUGUGUGUGUGAGAGUAGGGUGAAGAAAACAUGUGAAUACAUCCCCACAAAACAAACCAAAACCAAACCAGUAUAUAUACAUUGGGUUUAUUUGCUUUAAUCCGCUACUGUUGUACGUCCGUGUAAAAAAAAAACAAGUGGCACGCCAAUCGUGUUUGUUUUUCCCUUUCGUAUUUUGUGUCGUCCGUGUGGUUCGUGUGUGAGUCGUCGUGUGUUAAUUCGAAACACUAGCGAUAUAUCAAAACCAAUUCGUGUUAGGUCAGCAAAGUGAGAGCAUAAUUCUGUUCGAUUCGAAACACACCUACGCGCAUUAGUAUUGUUGCGUAAACAUGUGUUUCUGGCAUUAUUAUUAUUAUUUCCGGAUUGUUUGGAUUGAGAAGCGGUUAGGAGAGGGGCAGUGUAUGUAGAGAAACGGGGGGGAGGGCAGGGUUAAGACCGUUGAAGUAAAUCUAUUUUAAUGUGCGAUAUUCUCGCACACGGUAAUAUAUAUUUAAACAAAAAAAGCAAAAAACAACAAGCCACACACUCGUACACACAUGUGAAUUAAGAUAUUUAAAACAUAAAGAAAAAGAUCACACGCAACAACAACAAAAAAAAGCCCAGAAAAAAAUGUGCAUUGUGCAACACAAUAACAAGCAAAAAAAAAAUGAACAUGCAUUAAACAUUAAGACUAUAAUCACUCAUACCACUUACUUGUCUAUAGCUAGUCAAAAUUUUUAAAUAUAAUAUUUAUGUUUUUUUUUAUUAUUAGAUAAAUAUGAAGCAAAAAAACAAGGAAUUAACGGCGCAUUUAUCUUUGUCGAUACAAAAAAAAUGAUACUUGCACACGAAAACUCCGCGCUCAGCCUGUUGUAAAAUCUACAUGAUUAGUGAAAUAAAACAGAAAAAUCGAUUAAAAAAAAGAACACAAA
Molecule: messenger RNA, 7453 nt
Organism: Anopheles funestus (African malaria mosquito)
Lineage: Eukaryota; Metazoa; Arthropoda; Insecta; Diptera; Culicidae
Exons: 6
Coding region: 1204-3180 (658 amino acids)
Cellular component (GO): nucleus
Source: RefSeq, a predicted model, not a curated record